Cavia porcellus (domestic guinea pig) is the source of this 3734-nucleotide messenger RNA. It is a transcript of the gene Ntm, whose product is annotated as neurotrimin. The coding region runs from base 297 to 1382 and encodes 361 amino acids. NCBI's taxonomy places the organism in Eukaryota, Metazoa, Chordata, Mammalia, Rodentia, Caviidae. The transcript has 9 exons. The record is from RefSeq and is a predicted model, not a curated record.
GUCAAUCCUUGAAUUAGAACCAAUGAUUGCAGCUUGUAGGAGGGCUGUCCAGGGCCAGCUUGUACAACGUGCCUCUGUACCAGAGUAUGAGCGGAGAUAAUUACGGGGAAGUCACACUCUCUCACACCCUCGGCUUCCUUGUGUCCUUCAGCCAAACAGUGGAUUUAAACCACAUUGUACCAGCUUGAGAGCAGCACCAUCUAUCAGGAAAAAAGAAAAGAGAGGAAGAGGAGAGAGAGAAAGGAAAAAAAAAUUGAACCUGACAAAACAGAAGAAAAAGAAGAAGAAAAAACAUCAUGAAAACCAUUCAGGCAAAAAUGCACAGUUCUGUCUCUUGGGCAGUCUUCACGGGGCUGGCUGCUCUGUGUCUCUUCCAAGGAGUGCCCGUGCGGAGCGGAGAUGCCACCUUCCCCAAAGCAAUGGACAACGUGACGGUCCGGCAGGGGGAGAGCGCCACCCUCAGGUGCACUAUCGACAACCGGGUCACCCGGGUAGCCUGGCUGAACCGCAGCACCAUCCUCUAUGCUGGGAAUGACAAGUGGUGCCUGGACCCUCGUGUGGUCCUCCUGAGCAACACCCAGACCCAGUACAGCAUCGAGAUCCAGAACGUGGAUGUGUACGACGAGGGUCCAUACACCUGCUCCGUGCAGACAGACAACCACCCAAAGACCUCCAGGGUCCACCUCAUUGUACAAGUUUCUCCCAAAAUUGUAGAAAUUUCUUCAGAUAUCUCCAUCAAUGAAGGGAACAAUAUUAGCCUCACCUGCAUAGCAACAGGUAGACCAGAACCUACAGUCACCUGGAGACACAUCUCUCCCAAAGCUGUUGGCUUUGUGAGUGAAGAUGAGUACCUAGAGAUCCAGGGCAUCACCCGGGAGCAGUCAGGAGACUACGAGUGCAGUGCCUCCAACGACGUGGCCGCGCCCGUGGUGCGGAGAGUGAAGGUCACUGUGAACUAUCCUCCCUACAUUUCAGAAGCUAAGGGCACAGGCGUCCCUGUGGGACAGAAGGGGACGCUGCAGUGUGAAGCCUCAGCAGUGCCCUCUGCAGAGUUCCAGUGGUACAAGGAUGACAAACGACUGGUUGAAGGAAAGAAGGGAGUCAAAGUGGAAAACAGACCUUUUCUCUCAAAACUCAUCUUUUUCAAUGUCUCUGAACAUGACUAUGGAAACUACACUUGUGUGGCCUCCAACAAAUUGGGUCACACCAAUGCCAGCAUCACGCUAUUUGAACUAAAUGAGCCCACAAGCUCAACUUUGUUGCAAGGUAGCUGCCUGUUUCCUCAGGGAGGAUCUCCAGAUUGUGCUCAUCUUAUCUGCGAAAUACGAGAAAGAUUUAUACGAAUGCGUGGAUUUCCACUGAUAGGGAACCCUUGGCUUUAAGAGAUGUUCAAAGCUAUUUCACUACCCAAUAUUGGAAAGGACUAGGAGGAAUUUGAUAAGAGAAUUUCAUUCUUUCUCAGCAGUUUUUGCCACCCUUGAAGUAUUUCUCUGCCUCCGUUUUGCAAACACGACAGAUUGCAUGUCACCUUCCCGUAUUAAUAUUUGGUGGUACAGGACACACGUAGUGAUAAAUAAGGGCUCAGGGCUGUGUCUCCAUCGCUCAGAACUUCUGCACAGGCAGCUGUGCCAGGCCACACUUCAAGCUCAGCGGCUCCACAGGGCUCCUUUGCCAUCCCCGGCGCUUCAUCUUCUGUCUCCUAAGCGCUCAGUGGAAUUUGAUGGUAUCCAAGUGCUGGAAAAAGUUGGUUGAUUAAUGCUUGUGAAUCUUGGAGUAAUCACCAAGACAUUUUAUUAAUGAACAGGGGAGGAGAGUAAACUGGAUAUCAGGACAGAACAGCUGCAGCCCAUGAGAUGACCAGUUCUUCCCUGCAGGGACUGGAGGCUGUUAAGUGGGCCAAGCAGCCAAGGCACCCUACAGUUCCCAUUUCUGUGCCUUGUCAAUUGCUAGAAGAUGCAAUAUCUUGGGGUGUGUGCCCAUUGGUGUUUAUCACUACAUGGCCUGCCUUGGUAUUAGAAUUAGAACUUAUCUGAGUACUUGGAGUCACCUGUAAGUAUUAACUUUUCUGGCAAAAAAAAAAAAAAACCCACCUCAUUUUAUGGAUUGAGCCAGAGCCACUCACUAUUGACAGUCUCAGAAACGUAAUGUGUAAACAGCUAUUUUUCCUUUCAGCCUUUUCCUUUCUCAUUCCUCUCCCUCUUUCUCCUCACCUUCCUUUUAAUUCUUUGUGAACAUUUGUCCUUUCUCCUUCUGUAGUUCUCUCUGUUUUGUUCUCUUGACCACUGCUUCACUCAACUUUUUGGUAAAGAAAAAAAUAUAUGAUUGCUUCUGUUCUCAUACCCAAGAUGUUACCCAAGCCUUGAGCUUAUGGCUAGGGUUGGCUCUGGUAUAGACUGUGGUCUGGAGCACUGCCUGACAGAAGCGUGUCAAGUGACACAUAGAAGACAGCACCAGCAUCCCCAGCUCUUCCUUAUGUCCAAGCACAGGGCCUGGACGGAGGCAGCAUGCUGGGUUUCCAGUACGUGGAAAGCCCGUCUUGCCUUCCUUUUCUCCUUGUGUUAUAAGCAGAGACAGAAGCAUACUGUGUUUAACCUGAAUGGUUCCAACACUGCUGUCUGGAAUGCCACUGAAUAAAUUCUAGCUGAGGUCAAGGGCGAGUGUGAGGUUCUUGUUCACCUUUGUCAGUGCUAAAGAGAAUCGACCUUUUAUAUUGAGUGCGUUGGAGAUUCAGAGUGAGAAAGAAAGAAAAGCUAGAUAGGAACAAUUAAGCUGAUGUGGUUCUCAGAUCUUUUCUGUGCUGAGAAGCACUGUUAUCUAGAGCACAAACUUGUACCCUCAGUUGAUCCCCAGUUUCCAGGUGGGAACUUCUCUGUGUCUCUAACUCAGUCUAAACCAGCACUCCAUGUGUUUGAGGGUGAAAGUGGUGUGGCUGCUUUGUCCCUCCAAGCCUCUUUUCAGAAUGUCUUCCUCCUUCCAAUUGUCUCCUCCUACUCACAUUAUGGAUACACACAAUGGCCGAUUUAUGACAAUGGCCUCUGCUCACCUCCUGUUCUGGUUAAAGAGCAGUCCGUGUCCUGAGGCCUGUCCUUGCCAACAGUCCUCAGACAGCAUGGACCACCAUCCUGCCUCAUCUCUGCCACCCUGACUGUCCACUGUAUCUCCUCUCAGUAACAAAGCACUAAGCCAGAGAUCACCUCUUAGGUCUUCAGAAUGGCUUCUCAGGAUUGGUAAUGUCCACUUAAAUUUAACAAAACAUCCUAUAUCAGGUGGCUUUGAAGACUAAAUGGAGCGUUUUCAUGGUAGACGCUGAUCUGCUUUUGAACAAAACAUCAUAGGCAUGUUUAAGAUGGGUCAUAUCUGGGUCAUCUUGCUAUGUGUGAGGACCUUUGGACAAAAACCCAGACUGCUGAUGUAUUGCUUCCAUAUGAAAGGCUAUUGUACCAUUUUCACCCUUUCUACAUCAAAAGGGAGCAACUGUAGAGGCCCCUAGCUACCAAGGAAAGAGAUCAAAAACUAAGAGCAGAGAAGGCCUCUGCCGUCAGCUGAAAAGGCGAAAAACACCAAGGGUCCCGAGAGAGGCAAAGUUGGUAGUUAGUCACUGGAGAAGCUAGCCGCUACAGCUCUUCAGGGCAGCCCAGGAGCACGGCUACACAGUAAGGUCAGCCUCCAUCAGCCCCAGAGAGAAGAGCCUAAAAGUCAGCUUCAUAUCGCUGGAUGCAUUUGGUGAGGGAAAA